AUGAGCUUUCAGCUGGGCAAUUCCGAUCCCAUAGAAAUAGGUGUCAUCACCAUAGUUGAGCUUGGAGAACUUGUGGUGGGGAUCUUGCACAAGCUCACCUGUGCUUUACAAGUGAAACACGCUGAUGAGCAUGCACCUGUGCUAGGGUCCAAGGAAGGUAUUCAGGAAGCUUUGGGGGAAUACCAAACAGUGCUAGACAAGUAUUGA
Messenger RNA from Heterobasidion irregulare TC 32-1, 207 nucleotides. RefSeq lists its product as uncharacterized. Bases 1 to 207 code for a protein of 68 amino acids. The transcript has a single exon. The record is from RefSeq and is a predicted model, not a curated record. NCBI's taxonomy places the organism in Eukaryota, Fungi, Basidiomycota, Agaricomycetes, Russulales, Bondarzewiaceae.